Toxotes jaculatrix (banded archerfish) is the source of this 1368-nucleotide messenger RNA. Its product is annotated as placenta-specific gene 8 protein-like. The coding region runs from base 137 to 559 and encodes 140 amino acids. The transcript is spliced from 4 exons. NCBI's taxonomy places the organism in Eukaryota, Metazoa, Chordata, Actinopteri, Toxotidae. The record is from RefSeq and is a predicted model, not a curated record.
UCAAGUAAAGAGCACACACGUAUGUGAAAGUCAAAGUGACAAGACAGAAAGAGAGGAAAAAGUCAAGCAAUAGUAACAAAGUUGUGUCCAGUACUUGCUUUUCCAAGGAUUUUUAUAACUAAGCUCUUUAACAGCUAUGUCUCGACGGGUGGUCCAGGCCCAGCCGGAGAGCAGGGUUCAUGAGGCAGAUCAGUGGAGCACGGGCCUGUGCGAGUGCCACAAAGACAUAGGGGACUGCUGCUUCGCCCUGUGCUGCCUCCCUGUGUUCACCUGUAAAGUGACCAGUGCAGUGGGUGCGUGUCCGUGCCUGCCUCUGCUGGACUGUAUCGGCUGCGUACCGCCUGCCUCUCUCGCCAUGAGGGCUUCUGUCAGAGAGCGAUAUGGCAUAAAGGGGAGUGUGUGGAGCGACUGCCUGUACGGAUGCUGCUGCUAUCCGCUAUCUUGGCUCCAGAUCUCCAGAGAGCUCAAGAGAAGAGCAGCAUCCCACGCCGCCGCCUCCUCCUCAUCAUCAGCCAGAUACACCUCCCUGACCUCCCUGCAGGGGGCGCACUUGGUCUAGACACAUCCUUUUUUUUUUUUUUUUUUGGUGCGCUGGUCUCCACUGCCACCGGUCCUCCAGAGCACAGCAGUUGAUUUAAUCACACUUCCGCUGGUCUGCAGGCACUGCCAGAAUUCAGAGAAUUCGGCAGGGUCCCACAGAGACAAAAGUUUGUCCUGAGAUGAGAGAGAUAAAACCAUGUUAGAAGAAUCUGAAGUAUUAGAGCAGUAGAAGUCAAAAUAUAGUUCAAAAAAGUUUUUUCUAUUAUUUUGUCACCCAUUAAUCAUCUCACAGGCCCUCAGAUUUAUCCUGUGAUGCCUUGAAAGGCCUCCAAUCCCAGGUUGAGUAACUGUAUCCAAAGCAAAGCAGCUAAACAACCUGUUACUUUCAAUCUAAACAUGUCAUAAAUAACAAUAAAUCAGCCAAAGGGGCCAUUUUUUUCCUGCAGAUUGAGUACUUUUCCUUUUUUCACUUUAAGUAUAUUUAGCUCAUAAUACUUCCACCAGUGUAUUCUUUAAUAGAGUUAAAUGUGAAUGAAGGACAUGGAUUUUAUGGAAAGGGAAAACAUGACAGUUCCAAACGUUACAGUAGACAGCUUGCAAUUGUUAUUUCAGAAACAUGGACUGACUAUAAACCAGACACUGCCUAAACGGAGAAUUACAGUUGUCACUAAGCUGAAAUUGUGAGCAAUUUUCUUAAAAAACUCAACUUCUUCGAAAGAGAAAGGGGAAGGACUCAGAGAGAACAGGAAAAAAAAAAAAAACAAGAAAUGAUUCACAACCAAAGAGCUUGGCUUUGCAGGACUCGAGCCUCCUUCACAUUUUAGAAAA